AACCUUUCAAACCACAUUAACAUUUUUCAUUCAUAAAUUAAAUAACAAUAACAAUUUAAAACACUUUGAACCACCUUGUACAAAGGAUCAAAGAAUUCUACAUAUUCAUCAUCUAUAUAUUUUUUUUAGUAUAUCAUUAAACAUGGUUUUUCGUGAAUUUGUGUAUCUUAUUGCAGAGGAGAAAACAUCAGAGAAUGAUGAUAUCAACUCAAAUUCAAGUUCAACAAUGUUUGGUCUAAUAGAGUUUUUCCUAUACUCCACAUUCUUCAUCAGGAUAUACAAGUUUUUCUCGAGUUUUCGGUUUUUACUUCUCUGCCAACUUUAUUCUGAAGACUCAGAUGAAAUAAGAGAGGAAAAGAUCAUAGAAACUGAGUCAAAUAUCAGAAGAGAAAGUGGAGAGAUUGAGAGAGAUGAAGUGAAAAUAGUGAUGGAAAAAAUGGGAAUAUUUUGCAGAUCAGAAAGUGAGGAACUUGAUGAGAAAUAUGGCUCCAAGGAACUUUCUGAAUUGUUUGAGGAACAAGAACCAAGUUUGGAGGAAGUGAAACAAGCUUUUGAUGUUUUUGAUGAGAACAAAGAUGGUUUUAUUGAUGCAGAGGAGUUGCAGAGAGUUAUGUGUAUUUUGGGAUUGAAGGAAGGUUUAGAAGUUCAGAACUGUCAGAAGAUGAUCAAGAACUUUGAUGAAAAUCAAGAUGGAAGAAUUGAUUUCAUUGAGUUUGUAAAAAUCAUGGAAAAUAGAUUAUGCUGAUUUGUUUUUUUACCCUUUAUUUAAGGUUAUAUUUAUAUAUAUAUCAGUUUAUUUUGACAUAUCCUAAUGUUAUCUCAUCAAUACUAGAAUCAAACAAAAAUAUUGAAAAAUAUAAAUUUUGAAUGGUAAAUAUUUAUGUCAUCUCAAA
This is a messenger RNA of Cicer arietinum (chickpea), 893 nucleotides long. RefSeq names its product probable calcium-binding protein CML46. Lineage: Eukaryota; Viridiplantae; Streptophyta; Magnoliopsida; Fabales; Fabaceae. Gene Ontology annotation, molecular function: calcium ion binding. The record is from RefSeq and is a predicted model, not a curated record.